GUGCUCGUAAUGUUAUGCCUGUCAGAAUCAGAAUUUGCCUGUGGAAUUCGACUGGAUGGCAAUGGGUACACAGAUAUUCUAAUAGCUAUCAACCCUGCUGUGACUGAAGAUCCUUUGCUCCUGGAACGAAUCAAGGAAAUGGUGUCUGACGCCUCCUCGUAUUUAUUUCAAGUGAUGAACAACAAAUUGUACUUCAAGGAUGUGACAAUAAUAGUACCCCCAAACUGGACAGGAAACUAUUCCAGAACAAAUACUGAAACAUAUGAAAAGGGCAAUAUCAUAAUAGAUGAGCCAAACUUAUCAGAUGGGAAUAAUCCUUACACUCUUCAGUAUGGGAAAUGUGGAACUGAGGGUCGCUAUAUCCAUCUGACUCCUGAUUUCCUGAUAGGUGAUAAACUCAUUAAAUUCUAUGGACCCAGAGGUAGGGUCCUUGUACAUGAAUGGGCACAUCUAAGAUGGGGUGUUUAUGAUGAAUAUGAUGAGAGAAAACCCUUCUAUACAGACGAUGGAAAACUGGAGGCUACAAGAUGUUCCAAGGAUAUUACAGGAGAGUGGCGAUCCAUCACCAGUGAAUUGACGUGCACACCGACCAAUAUCAACGGGAAGCAGUCCGACUGUUACUUCUUCCUGCAUGAAUCUCAAACGGCCAAAGCAUCCAUUAUGUAUAGUCAGAGUAUUGACUCAGUAGUCGAGUUCUGCAAUAAAAAAAAUCACAACACUAAGGCUCCAAACAUGCAGAAUAGGAUGUGUGGUGGCCGAAGUGUAGAGGAAGUUAUAUUUUCUUCCAGCGUGGACUCACAAUACAUCCCUUCCUGUUCUUUACCAUCACCCAGUCCAGAACCCACUUUCUCAGUGGUGAAAAGACAACAAAGAGUAGUUUGUCUCGUUCUGGAUAUUUCAGGAAGCAUGACGGGUCCAAGAAUUGUAAGACAACGUCAAGCAGCCUCACUUUUCUUGAAGCAAAUUAUUGAAGACCAAUCCUAUGCUGGGAUUGUAACCUUUCAGUCUAUUGCCUCAGUCCUACAACCAUUGACCUUGAUUGAUAAUUUGGAGACCAGAGAAAAGCUGGCUGAUUCACUUCCCACCAACCCCGGUGGUGGCACACAAAUAUGUGUUGGUCUUUUUAAAGGAUUAGAGGUUCUCAAAACACUUGAUGGGUUUUCAAAUGGAAAAGAAAUUAUUUUCUUGACUGAUGGACAGUCUAAUAGUCCAAUAGAUUGUGUAAACAAUGCCAAGGAAAGUGGUGCUACAGUACACACAAUUAGUUUAGGACCCAGUGGAGAUCCACUUAUGAGAGAGAUGUCUGAAAAAACAGGCGGUAGAUUCUUCUAUGCGGGAGAUACUUUGAAUUCCAAUGAUCUUGUGGAUGUCUUUGCUUCACUAACCACUUCUGAUGGAGAUCUGACACAACAGACAAUCCAGCUUGAAAGCCUUGGAUUUACUGUGAGUGGGUCUGGCUUGUUCAGUGGGACUGUGUCCAUUGACAAGACAAUUGGAAACAACACAGCUUUUCUGAUCCUCUAUGAACAAAAGCCACCACCAACCAUCCUUGUAGAAAGCCCCUCUGGAAAGACAAAUUAUACGUUUAAACCUGAUCCUCAAGGAAAUUCUCUCACCCUGAAUAUUCCAGGAACAGCAGAGACAGGAACAUGGACUUUCAACAUUACUAACAACGGACAAGCACAGACCAUGUCAAUAACAGUGACCAGUCGUGCGGUCAGUGUAGAUGUGCCGCCUGUUACAGUGAAGACCCACAUGGACCAACAGUCCAGUAACGGCACCAAACCCAUGGUGGUUUUUGCAGAGGUCAGCCAGAAUGGACUUCCUGUCAUACUGGCAGAUGUGAAAGCUACUCUGGAGUCUGAUGCUGGAGACAAACAAGAGCUGGAUUUACUAGAUAAUGGAGCAGGUGCCGAUUCUUUCAGAAAUGAUGGCAUCUAUUCCAGAUACUUUACGCAAAUGAAAGGUGGGAAAUACAACUUGAAAGUGAGAGUACAGAACGGAUAUGGAAAAGCUAGAUUCUCCCUCAGGAGACACAGUGGUGCCAUGUACAUACCUGGAUAUGUGGUUGAUGGAAAGGUGGAGCUCAAUCCAUCAAAGCCCUCUGUUGGUGAGGAGGACCUAGUGGCAGAUGUCGGCAUCUUCAGCAGGACAGCCAUAGGUGAGAGCUUCACUGUGAAUCUGCCCCCUGGUGUUCCUACUGCGACAAAAUUCCCCCCCAACACCAUCACAGACCUGAACGCAGAGUUGGUGAAGGACAGAGUGCUGCUCACCUGGACUGCACCUGGGGAGGACUUGGACCAGGGAACAGCGAGUGAAUACGAGAUCCGCUACAGUGAGGAUGCUGAUGUGCUCAGAUCCAACUUCAGCAACACUCAUCUGAUCAACUCAUCUAACCUGCUACCAAGUGAAUCUGGAUCCUCUGAACAGCUCUCCUUCACUCCCACCAGUGGAACGAUGACAAACGGCACCACUCUGUUCUUUGCAGUUAAAGCAAUUGAUAAGGAUAUGCUUUCCUCUGAAACCUCCAACCUUGCUCAAAUAACCAAGGUCAUUGGUUACAUUGAAAGUCCUGGCAUUGGUGUAUACAUGAUAGCAAUUUACAUAUCCAUCGCCGUGGUAGCCAUAGCGGUCGGUUUGAUUGUAGGUGUGACAAUGACUGCACUAAAACACAAACAGAGUCUACAAAUAACAGUCUAACAUUUUGCACUCUGCAAUGAUUGAAAGGACUGACCACUGCAUAGAAAACAAAGAAAGAUCAAAUAUCACAUAUUAUAAAAUAGGACGAUUCUGUUUUGAAAGCAAGUAAGGUCUGGUAUAUUGAAUUAAGAUUCUGAUGAAACCAAUAAUGUCCAUUCACAGAUUAAUUCCUGAAUAUUGAUACACACUUCCAACACCUUUAGUUGGACCUUUCUUCUGCCUUUCGUUAGUUUCAUUUUAGGUGGAAUGAUGGUCAUGCGUAUGUGCAUGCACUGUAAGGCUUGGGCCAUGCAUAAUGUUAAAAUGGCUCAGAUUAUAUAACCUAAUGUUUUCAAAUAAUUUCCAAUAGCUUUGCUACAUCUGCAUUGAAGCGUUUAUACACAGGCUCAUUCUAAAUGUAUUUCAAACACUCAAUUCAUAAAACUGAAGAGCCUGUGGUAUU
Messenger RNA from Hypomesus transpacificus, 3142 nucleotides. RefSeq names its product calcium-activated chloride channel regulator 3A-1-like. The record is from RefSeq and is a predicted model, not a curated record. NCBI's taxonomy places the organism in Eukaryota, Metazoa, Chordata, Actinopteri, Osmeriformes, Osmeridae. The coding region runs from base 10 to 2700 and encodes 896 amino acids. Gene Ontology annotation, molecular function: intracellularly calcium-gated chloride channel activity. The transcript is spliced from 14 exons. Gene Ontology annotation, biological process: chloride transport.